Messenger RNA from Diabrotica virgifera virgifera (western corn rootworm), 979 nucleotides. RefSeq lists its product as uncharacterized. The record is from RefSeq and is a predicted model, not a curated record. NCBI's taxonomy places the organism in Eukaryota, Metazoa, Arthropoda, Insecta, Coleoptera, Chrysomelidae. The coding region runs from base 326 to 889 and encodes 187 amino acids. The transcript has 2 exons.
GACGAGACCUAUUCUACCAUUUCGUUUUCGUUGGGUUUGGUUCACUUUAUUCACUUAUAAAAUUCAGUAUUCAGUUUAAGAUGUUCACCUCACCCAAUUAUUUCAGUCGUGUUUUUCAUCCGCUGAAAUAAAAGUAGCUGGUGUUCGCGAAACUUGCUUGCUUUCCAGAAAGCGUGCAUUAUAUAACCCUGAUGAACAGUUGAAGGUACCGAUUACGAAAAAACGUAGUUGUCAUUUAUUUAGUGAUCCACCGGUCGUCCCUCUAGCGAUUUCGUUACCAGUGGUGAGAAAGAGGGUAAAGAGGGCACCAUCAGAAGAAAGCGUAAUGUAUGUGGGAAGCGAGACACUUUCUUCAAGUGAGCGACGUCAAAGAGAAAUGCGACGCCUUAUUUUAAAAAUCCAAAAAAAUAAAGCAGCGUCGCAAACUGUAACGGCGAAAGUGUAUGCUCCAUCCGACCCCGAAGAAGAGGUGACGCCCGAAGUGGAAGCCAAGAAACCCGUGACGAAAGAGCAAGUCUGGGAAAAAAAAUUAAAGUCUGUGAUAGAGCUGUCAUUAAAUACUUUAGUGGCAAGCCUUCUCAAUAUUCCAAAUAAGGUGGAAGCUUGCCACAUAGCAUUUUGUGAUGAUUUUAAAGAGGGGAUAGUGAUGGUUCUUGAACGCCAUCGGGACCGUCUUCAGCAGAGUUUGGAGGAGAAUAAUAAGGAAAGUCACAUACUUCGAAAAGCUGUAGAAGAUAUAUUUGAUUAUGUUGACAAAAUGUUGGAGGCUCUUGAUCAGGACGAAUGUCGGUUAAUGAAGGACCUCAACAAUACGAACACUUUGCUGGAGAAUGCUGUGAGAUCGGAUUCUCGAGGUUUGAACAACAAAAAUACCGCUGAUGGCGAUUGAAUAAACCACCAUUUCUAUUGUGUAAUUUUUAUUACAAUUUUUGUUACAACCUGUACUUUUUACAACCAUAAUAAAACAGUUUUCCUUAAA